CACUUUUUUAUGGCAGCAGAACAACACAGACCAACUGAUAGUCUUCACCGCACUAUUGUGUUGAGCAGCUGCUCCUGUGAAGUCAAAGGCGUCUCCGGCCUCCCACCAGUGUGUCCGGUGUUGCCAGAACGCCGAUAAGAUACAUAGCAAAUAGCCAAACCUUUAUGCUGGAGUUCCAGCACUGACUGACCUGUGUGUGGGGGCGUUUCUUUGAAAGCAGAAUGUGGGGCAUUUGCAGCAGAACUAUGGUUAAGGUAGGGAUGGCGAAACCCUGUGGCUUAAUGAAACCCUGCCACUUGGUGAAGCCUGUAUCAGCGACUCGGAUCACCGGCAGAUACUUGACCCAUCAGAAGGGGCUGCCCAGUCUGCCCGUCCCCCCUCUGCAGCAGACCUGUGAGCGCUACAUCGCUGCCCUGGAGCCCAUCGUGGAGGUGGACGAGCUGAUGCACACUAAAGAGCUGGUGGACGACUUUCAGAAAGCAGGAGGGGUUGGAGAGAGACUGCAGGGAGCUCUGGAAAAGAGAGCACGCCACACUGAGAACUGGUUGUCAGAGUGGUGGGUGAAGGUUGCUUAUCUCGAGUACCGGAUGCCUGUGGUGGUUCAUUCGAGUCCUGGGUUGGUCCUGCCCCGCAUGAACUUCACUGACAAACAGGGGCAAAUAAGGUUCGCUGCCAAACUGAUAGCUGGUGUUUUGGACUUCAAGACAAUGAUUGACAAUGAGACACUACCAGUUGAAUAUCUGGGAGGGAAGCCCCUGUGUAUGAAUCAGUACUAUGAAGUGCUGUCGUCCUGCCGUAUCCCCGGUCUGAAGAGAGACUCCGUGAUGAACUACGCCAAGAGCUCAAGGCCCCCCAAACACAUCAUUGUAGUCUACAACUUUGAGUUCUUUGUAUUGGAUGUGUACAACAGCGACGGAACUCCGCUAACAGCUGAUCAGCUCUGCCUUCAGCUGGAGAGGAUCUGCAGCUCCUCACUGCAGACCCACAUGGAGCCUGUCGGCAUCCUCACCACCCAGCACCGCGACUCCUGGGGCAAGGCCUACGUCAACCUCAUCAAGGAUAAGACCAACAAAGAAUCAGUGUCAGCUAUCCAAAGGAGCAUCUUCACCUUGUGUUUGGAUGGUGCGAUGCCUCGAGUGCCUGAUGACAUGUACCGCAGCUGCGCCGCCGUCCAGAUGCUGCACGGAGGAGGCAGCCAGUGGAACAGUGGCAACCGCUGGUUUGACAAGACACUGCAGUUUAUUAUUGGAGAGAAUGGGACAUGUGGUGUGAACUAUGAGCAUGCCCCAGCUGAGGGCCCACCCAUAGUGGCCUUGAUUGACCAUGUUGUAGAAUACACGAGGAAGCCAGAGGUGAUUCGGUCUCCCAUGGUGCCUUUGCCCAUGCCUAAGAAACUACAGUUCAACAUCACUCCUGAGAUCAAGAAGGACAUUGAGGAAGCCAAGAACAGCAUGAAUAGACUGGCCCAAGACUUGGAUAUGAGGGUUGUGGUAUUUGGCCACUUUGGGAAAAAUGUGCCGAAAGCCCACAACAUGAGCCCGGACGCUUUCAUACAGAUUGCACUACAGCUGGCUUACUACCGGAUUUAUCAGCGCUGCUGUGCCACAUAUGAAAGUGCCUCCCUGCGUAUGUUCAGACUGGGUCGUACAGAUACAAUCCGCUCAGCCUCAAGUGCCUCGGCCGCCUUUGUCAAGGCCUUUGACGAGCCUAGCAAACAGAACACAGAGAAGGUUGAUCUGAUGGUGAAAGCCGUAAAAGCACACAGGUCAUAUACUAACAUGGCAGUCAGUGGCCAGGCCAUAGACAGACACCUGCUGGGUCUUAAGAUGGUGGCUACUGAGGAAAAGCUCUCCCUACCUGAUAUCUUCACAGAUGGCGCCUACGCCAAAGCCUUACACUACCAGCUGUCCACAAGUCAGGUACCGUCCAAGACCGACUGUGUCAUGUGUUUCGGCCCGGUUGUACCCAACGGAUACGGCGUUUGCUACAAUCCUAUGAACGAUCACAUCAACUUUGCGGUGUCGUCUUUCAACACCUGUGAAGAAACAAAUGCAGCCCGUCUGGCCCAGGCCGUGCAGGAUGCACUGUUGGACAUGAGGACGCUGCUGGAACAAACCCCAAGAGCCAAACUGUGAAGCUCCUCCGGACUUUUUGCAAAAGGACUAGUGUCAGUUGAUGACUCCAGUGAGUCACAUGUGAUAGGAGUAGCACUCCUAGAGUGAUUGAGUGACAUUUGGAUGACCGGAUCCCCCUCCCACCUGGUGUAAGACUACCAAGCUCCAUUUGGUAGUCUGAACCUGUAUUCUGUUUUCUCAACCAUCAUGCACUUUAAAUGACAUGUAUAAUGACUGGGUGUUGUUCCUCUGGCGGCACAGUGCACACGCACAUUAAAUUAAUAAUGAUGCAGACAUUUCUGUCUUAAAGUUUAAUACUGAAACAUCAACAGAAAUGAUCUUGUUAACAAUUUGUUGUUUUAUCAACAAAUCGCCCAGUGAGACCAGAUCCAACAGUCACCUCUGUUGACUAUAUUAAUGAGCAUUGUGUGACACAAACUGACAUAACUUUAUGCCUCAUUGCCGUAGACCUCCAUCGUCAUCUGGAAACUGCUAAAACACAGAGCUGCUAGUUGAGGUUCAUUCUGACAUAACCUCACAAUAGCAGCUCCGUUGCUGCGUUGUACAGAGCUCGACUGUGGCCUCAUAAUUGAACAAUACAGGUAGUGACACCUGAGAACUUUUUAUACAUAGCUGCAUAAUUUGAAUGUACCUCCUCUCUUGGCUUGCAUCAUUUACAAAUGGUCACUUUUACAUUAUUCAACAAAAUAAAUCUCAGGGAUAGAAGGGCAGAUUGUGACCAUAUUUUACAUCUGGUCAGAUACUGAAUUGGUUUGGUUUGGCCAGUUUCAAGAUGGGUGUCCACCUUGUUAUCCAUGUACAUUUUACACAAUGUAUCUGCUUCCUUUUCAUUCUGAAGGUCAGUAUCAGUCCUAUCAUUUCCUUGAAUGCAUCUUUACUGUGCACGGAUUGCUACACUGAACAUGCGGUUUAUUAAUCCAUGGUGUGUACUGAAUUAGUUUAUUAUUAAUCUGUGGCCUUUGAUUUCCACAUCCAUAUUUAACAUCUCUACCAUGUGACUGCCGGCAGGCUCUGUAGUAUAGUGUAUAGUUUUCUGCAUUGCUGUCUUUUCUUUUUUUCAGAAUAAUGAGAGUCACAAAAAUCAGACUGAAUCCUACAAAUAGUAUUUUUUUUUAAUUGAUUUUUAUCAGUUAAACGUUUGAAAGGAUGGGGUAUUUCUUCCUUCAAGAGCUGCCAAGCCAUAUAUUUUUCCUGAAUUCGAAAUUGUUUUCAAAUCAUUGUGAACUGCAAAAAUCACUGACUCUUCUUCAGAUGCCGUCAGAUAUGACUGAUGUUUGUUGGCCAGUUAGCGCGUUGUUGGUUUGUUGUGCAAGACAGAGGAGAUGUGAUUACUCUGAACUGGUUGAUGAUUGAAAAAGAUUUCCUCUCAGAUUAAAUGCAUAUUCUUCUGA
Scatophagus argus is the source of this 3526-nucleotide messenger RNA. RefSeq names its product carnitine O-acetyltransferase a (gene crata). Gene Ontology annotation, molecular function: carnitine O-acetyltransferase activity. Gene Ontology annotation, cellular component: peroxisome. Gene Ontology annotation, biological process: carnitine metabolic process, CoA-linked. The record is from RefSeq and is a predicted model, not a curated record. Lineage: Eukaryota; Metazoa; Chordata; Actinopteri; Scatophagidae. Bases 222 to 2135 code for a protein of 637 amino acids. The transcript has 14 exons.